Molecule: messenger RNA, 992 nt
Organism: Eruca vesicaria subsp. sativa (arugula)
Lineage: Eukaryota; Viridiplantae; Streptophyta; Magnoliopsida; Brassicales; Brassicaceae
Source: the annotation of a GenBank genome assembly
AUGGAAAACUCAAUGAAGACGAAGAGCUUCAAGGAAAGUGAGGAGGUAGAGCUGAGAAGAGGGCCUUGGACUCUGGAGGAAGACACUCUUCUCACAAAUUACAUUCUCCAUAACGGUGAAGGCCGUUGGAAUCUCGUCGCCAAAUGUUCUGGGCUAAAGAGAAACGGAAAAAGUUGUAGAUUGAGAUGGUUGAAUUACUUGAAACCUGACAUCAGACGAGGAAAUCUAACUCCACAAGAACAGCUUUUAAUCCUCGAGCUCCACUCUAAAUGGGGGAAUAGGUGGUCCAAGAUUGCACAGUAUUUACCAGGAAGAACGGACAACGAGAUCAAGAACUAUUGGAGAACGAGAGUUCAGAAACAAGCUCGACAGCUCAACAUCGAAUCUAAUAGCGACAAGUUCUUUGACACUGUUCGUAGUUUCUGGCUUCCUAGAUUGAUCGAGAAGAUGGAGCAAAACUCAUCCACGACUUAUUGUUGUCCUCAAAACAAUAACAAUAACUCUCUUCUUCCUCCUUUACAAUCUUACCACUCUAUGAGUUCACAAACAUAUACAGAUUUCUCGGGCCAGAACCCGGGUUUCAGCAACAAGGAUGGUUCUACUUCGAGUUCCAAUUUCAUGCCUGAUCUCAUGACAACUCCACACUUUAUAGAUCCUAACACCAUCAUUGAUCGUUCGAUGUGUUACCAUAAUGAUCAAGAACUCGGCGGAUAUAUUCCUGGGAUGGAGGAACAUUAUUACAUGGGAAAUUCAGACAUAGGAACGGAAUGUUAUGUGGCGGAAGCAUACGAGGAUGUCACACCAGAUCCUAUGUGGAACAUAGAUGACAUUUGGCAGUUUAGGGAGUAAUUAAGUUAGUCAAGAGAUGAGAGUAUGCUUAGGGUGGAGGGGAACCCACCACUAUGGUUUUAUUUUAUAAACUCAACUGCUAUGCUUAUACUUCAGUUUAUGAUGAUCCAAAGUUGUUGGCUAAAUAUAUAUAAUGAUAGUUU